Callithrix jacchus (white-tufted-ear marmoset) is the source of this 1697-nucleotide messenger RNA. The record is from RefSeq and is a predicted model, not a curated record. Lineage: Eukaryota; Metazoa; Chordata; Mammalia; Primates; Cebidae.
AUGUGGGCCCUGCAGGCUGCCAUACGCCCGCGGCUCCGGCUCUCCCCCGUUUGCCGCGGCGGCCCGGCACCAAGAGCACCCAUGCCAUCCUGCCCCACACGCGGUCUAGCCGCUGUCGGCCGCGGGGGCCCCGGGAAUCUGAAGGGUCCAUGGGGCCAGGGGCGGGGCCUGCGGGCGGACGGCGGCCGAAGCUUCCCGGGAGAGGACGAGGAGGAACUGGAAGACGCGGAAGAGGACGCAGAGGAGGAGCUGCUGCAGAGGGAGUUUCUGCUGCCGGCGGGGACCCAGUGCAUGUGUCUGGUCCACCCCGAUGUCAAGUGGGGCCCGGGGAAGCCGCAAAUGACGCGAGCUGAGUGGCAGGUAGCAGAGGCCACAGCCCUGGUGCACACUCUGGACGGCUGGUCCGUGGUGCAGACGAUGGUGGUGUCCACCAAAACUCUGAACAAGAAGCUCGUCUUCGGCAAAGGGAACUUUAAGCACCUGACAGAGAGGAUCCGAUCUCUGGACAUCACGUGCGUCUUCCUGAAUGUAGAGAGGAUGGCUGCCCCAACCAAAAAAGAACUGGAAGCCGCCUGGAGGGUGGAGGUGUUUGACCACUUCACCGUCGUCCUGCACAUUUUCCGCUGCAACGCCCGCAUGAAGGAGGCCUGGCUGCAGGUGGCCCUGGCAGAGAUCCCGCUCCUCAGGUCGAACCUGCAAAGGGAGGUCGCCCACCUUCACCGAGGAGGAUCCGGCUCCUGCUACAUCAUGGGGUCAGGAGAAUCGUUCAUGCAGCUGCAGCAGCGUCUCCUGAAAAAGAAGGAGGCCAAGAUCAGGAAGGCCCUGGACGGGCUUCGGAAGAAGAGGCACCUGCUGCGGCGGCAGCUCAAGAGGCGCAAGUUCCCCAUGGUCUCCGUGGUGGGGUACACCAACUGUGGGAAGACCACGCUGAUCAAGGCGCUGAUGGGAGACGCCGCCCUGCAGCCGCGGAACCAGCUGUUUGCCAUGCUGGACGUCACAGCCCACGCGGGCACGCUGUCCUCACGCCUGCGCGUCCUGUAUGUGGGCAUCAUCGGGUUCUUGUCCCAGCUGCCACACGGCCUCAUCAAGUCCUUCUCCACUAUCCUAGAAGACGUGGCCCACUCGGACCUGAUCCUGCAGGUGAGGGACGUCAGCCACCCCGAGGCGGAGCUCCAGAAAGUCAGCGUCAUAUCCACACUGCGUGGCCUUCAGCUGCCCGCCCCGCUCCUGGACUGCAUGCUGGAGGUUCACAACAAGGUGGACCUGGUUCCCGGGUACCACCCCACGAAACCGAACGUUGUGCUUGUGUCUGCCCUGCUGGGGCAUGGGCUCCAGGAGCUGAAAGCUGAACUUGAGGCAGCAUUGUUAAAGGCCGCGGGGAGACAGGUCCUCACCCUCCGCAUCAGGCUGGCCAGGGCCCAGCUCAGCUGGCUGCAUAAGGAGACCACAGUUCAGCAGGUGGACAUGAUCCCCGAGGAAGGAGCAGCCGACGUCAGGGUCAUCAUCAGCCACUCGGCCUAUGGCAAAUUCCGGAAGCUCUUUCCAGGAUGAGCAGAAGCCCGAGGAGGCCUGGGGUGUGGUGGCAUUGCUGUGUCAGGACAGUGGGGUCCCCUUUGUCAGGCUCUGUGUCCCAGGCGGUUGUGAUGACCAUACAGGCUGCUGGCAUGCUCACGGCUGCUCUGAAGCGGGCCUCCCCA